AUGGGGUUAACAAAUAAGAGUGAGGGAGAACAGGUCACACCCAACAACUCUGAUGUGCCAAAUGAAUAUCAAGGCAAAGACACCUAACAGCUAGAAGAGUAUAAUCCGGCAGGGCAGCAAACACUACAAGCAGGCACACAGCCAUCCAGAUGUCAAUUGCCUUCACGUAAGACACCUGCAACAUCCAUCAACAGAGCAGUCAACCUUCCUGGAGUCCUCCCAUGGCCUAUCCGGUGAGUUGCCAGCCCAUAUUAACUGUCUGCUGUUCUUCAUUUUUAUCCUGAAUUUCUUCUGGUUUUUAAAGAAGCUUUCCACGAUAUUUCCAAUUGCCUGAAGUCCCAUGUCAAAAAGGUCAUCCUUCAUCUCUCUGUGCUGUCCACCCUCCACUUCCAUCUGCCUUUCCUCCCUACGCUUCUUUUUCUUUCCUUCUUUUUUCUUUUUGUGCUUUUGCUUCUGAUUCUGCUGCUUCUUAUUCUUUUCAUUCUUACAUUCUUAUGAUUCUUUUCUCUCAAUAAAUAGCAACGAACAUGAACUCUGCAUUUGUUUGCCUUGUUAUCUCCUA
Molecule: messenger RNA, 562 nt
Organism: Pteronotus mesoamericanus
Lineage: Eukaryota; Metazoa; Chordata; Mammalia; Chiroptera; Mormoopidae
Gene: TMEM31
Product: transmembrane protein 31
Source: RefSeq, a predicted model, not a curated record